UCAACCAUUUCCUUUACCGAUUAUCAGCAUAAAGCUGGACAUAGCAAAAGAAAGAGAGUCAGCGAAAAAGAGAUGCAGGGAAAUCUAAGCUUUGCUACAGAAUCGGGCGACACAACCUCUAAGUUUGAUGAUGAUGGCCGCCCAAAACGAACUGGAACCUUGACGACUGCAAGUGCCCAUAUCAUAACAGCAGUUGUUGGGUCUGGAAUACUGUCUCUUGCAUGGGCCAUUGCUCAGUUGGGUUGGAUUGCUGGGGUUUUUACUCUCGUUAUCUUCUCCAUCAUCACUUUGUAUACUUCUGCUCUACUUGCUAACUGUUAUAGGUCUCCUGACCCUAUUACUGGGAGAAGAAACUACACUUACAUAGAGGCUGUAAAGAGCAACUUAGGAGGACUUAAAUACAAGCUUUGUGGUGUAGCUCAAUAUACGAAUCUUGUAGGGCUGACAAUUGGUUACACCAUCACUUCCGCUAUUAGCAUGGCGGCCAUCAAAAGAUCGCACUGCUUUCAUAAAAGUGGGCAUGAAGUGGGGUGUCACACCUCAAACAAUCCCUACAUGAUCCUCUUUGGAAUCGUACAGAUUAUUCUGAGCCAAAUACCAAAAUUUCACGACCUCGCAGUGCUCUCCUACAUCGCGGCAAUCAUGUCGUUCUCCUACGCUUUCAUAGGCAUUGGUCUUUCCGCAGCAAGAAUAGCAGAAGGGAAAACAGGGAAAACAAGCAUUGCAGGAAUGACAGCAGGAGUGGGCGAAUCAAGUUCACAGAAGGCGUGGAACAGCUUACAGGCCAUUGGAAACAUUGCCUUGGCCUAUUCUUAUUCUAACGUCCUCAUUGAGAUACAGGAUACACUAAAAUCAAGCCCACCAGAGACCCUAGUGAUGAAGAAAGCAACCACCGUUGCAGUCUCAAUAACCUCCAUCUUUUACAUGCUGUGUGGAGUUCUUGGGUAUGCAGCUUUUGGGAACAAUGCUCCUGGCAAUUUUUUAACAGGGUUCGGUUUUUAUGAGCCUUACUGGCUUAUAGACAUCGCUAACAUUUGCAUUGUUGUCCAUCUUGUGGGAGCUUACCAGGUGUUCUGCCAGCCAAUAUACCAGCUUGUUGAAGAAUGGUUGAGUAGGCGGGGGGCAGGAAGUGAUUUGGUAGCAAAAGAACAUCCCAUUGUGCUCCGGUUGAUCUGGAGAACAGGUUAUGUGAUAAUUACGUGUGUGAUCGCGAUGAUAUUUCCAGUCUUCAACAGUGUUUUGGGCUUGAUUGGAGCCCUUUCAUUCUGGCCAUUGACCGUAUAUUUCCCAGUUGAGAUGUACAUUUCACAGGCUCACAUUCGCAAGUUUUCUCCUACCUGGAUUUGGCUAAACAUAUUGACUUGGGCUUGCUUGAUUAUAGCAUUGGCUGCUGCUGCUGCUUGCGUUCAAGGCAUCAUCGUUGAGCUCAAUCACUACCAGCCUUUCAACUCUUUUUCUUGAUGUAUAUUUGGAUUAACAACUUUUUGUGAAACCUUUGUUUGGUAUAAUUAUCUUUGCCGUUUUUGAA
Molecule: messenger RNA, 1528 nt
Organism: Alnus glutinosa
Lineage: Eukaryota; Viridiplantae; Streptophyta; Magnoliopsida; Fagales; Betulaceae
Product: amino acid permease 6-like
Exons: 8
Coding region: 73-1461 (462 amino acids)
Cellular component (GO): plasma membrane
Source: RefSeq, a predicted model, not a curated record